Molecule: messenger RNA, 130 nt
Organism: Funneliformis mosseae
Lineage: Eukaryota; Fungi; Glomeromycota; Glomeromycetes; Glomerales; Glomeraceae
Source: the annotation of a GenBank genome assembly
UUUAUGAAGAAAUAAAGGCUAAAAUUUCUGGAAUGAAUAUAGAAGAUGACUUAUUUCCAGGAUGCACUAUCGCAAGUUCUGUCCAAUAUCCACCGUCCAAUUAUGAGCCUAUACUACAAUUGAAAUCUUG